AUGGUUUUUUUUAUGCAACAAAACUUACGUCCAAAUAUAAAAGUACGUAAUGCUCUUACACAAAUUUAUGGAAUUGGUUCAUUUACAGCAAAUCAAGUCUGUGAUCAAUUAGGACUUCGUUCAUCGUUAUUAGUGAAACAUCUAAAUGGUGCUCAAUUAGAUCAACUUGCUAGAGUUAUAAAUCGUUUUCAUGUCACUGGGCAAGAACUAGAACGUGUUAUUCAACAAGAUAUUUCUCGUUUUGUACGUAUUAGUAUUUAUAAAGGGUUUCGUUUUACUCAAGGAUUACCUGUUCGAGGUCAACGUACACAUACCAAUGCACGUAAUACAAGGAAGAAAAAAAAGCCAAUUUUACGUGCUUAA
Messenger RNA from Micromonas commoda, 363 nucleotides. Lineage: Eukaryota; Viridiplantae; Chlorophyta; Mamiellophyceae; Mamiellales; Mamiellaceae. The record is from the annotation of a RefSeq genome assembly.